Cooperia oncophora is the source of this 756-nucleotide messenger RNA. The record is from the annotation of a GenBank genome assembly. Lineage: Eukaryota; Metazoa; Nematoda; Chromadorea; Rhabditida; Trichostrongylidae.
AUGUCGGCGGACUACGUUUUACCCGCCGCGAAUCGUUCACCGGACUUUGUGAAUCCGACUUUCGUCUCAACAGCAGGACCAUGGUUCGACUACGUCGUAAACCAAUACUCGGGGAACCCACCGUCGUAUAUUACUGAGAAAGGAGAACGGUACACUUCCGUACUACGGCACUCAUGGAUGUUCGACUGUAAGCAGACCGUAAACAGGGCUCUUCGCGAAAUCGUCGAUCGUGUAUUGGAACAAGUACGAAACGUGGAUGCUGUGUAUCCCGAUCGUGUACAGAUAUUCGAACCAACUCCACGUCUAGUCGAACCGGCUCCUCCCAGCUCAACAUCGUCGACGAAUAGUACCACACAGAAGUCUAGUCGUGAACGACGAUAUGAAGCUGCUCCUCCUACCUUCCAGUAUUGCAUGAGCGUGAGUGCAGCGUUCUCGAUGACUUAUCAGCAGCCGACAUAUGGACGGGAUCCCAGCGACUGUGAGAUGCCAGAUGCUCUGCUGGUCUGCCAGGAAAUGCAGGUAGCUAUCGAAACACAGCGAUUCGGUUUCGAACCUGUGGGAUCAUGUCCUGAAACAUUGCUCCGGCUGAAUAAUAGCGUGUCGAAGGAACUGUUCUUGCCGUGCACCGAAGAGGGUCAUUUUGUUCCACGCCGCCGUAUUAUGUACGGUACGGUAUACGGAGAGAGACUCACGCUGUACUUUUACAAUUUCAUGCCAUCGUUAUCAGCAUCAUUGAUGAAUAUGGUGGCCAGGUGA